CUUUCACCUCUAUGUUCGAAAAUGUGAGUGACAGUUAAAGGGUUAAAACAUUUGAACACUCUCGUGAUUACACAAUAUGCUGUUUAUGUAGGCAAUUUCUUAGUUUUUGAUACACAGCCUUAGACAUUGGCCUAAUCUGCAGCAGGAUUAAUAGAGCAGUAAACAGCUGACAAAACGCUUAAUUUUCUUUCCUAAUGUACACAUCGCAAUAUUUUUCCAUAUUUUCUGAGAUACUCAAGAGGAAACACAUUUGAAAAGGUGGAUAUUUAGAUUAUCAACGAUCAACAGUCUCCUCUCUAUUGGCCAGUCUAGUGUGCAUCUAUGAACUCCAUACCGCCCUCCACUUCUGCCGUCAGUAGCCCUGUCAGCUCCGUAGAUUCGCCACUGUCAGUCGUCAGCUCGUCCAUCGGCUCUCCCGGCGUUCCCGGCACACCAUCCGUCGGCUAUGGACCCAUCAGCAACUCUCAGAUAAACUCCUCAAUGUCUGUGUCUGGGUUACAUGCUGUCAGCAGCUCUGAUGAUGUGAAACCCUCUUUUGGCUUGAAGUCUGUCAGUGGCUCUGGGCCAAUGCUGUCCCAGAAACGCAUGUGCGCCAUUUGUGGGGACCGUUCCUCGGGGAAGCAUUAUGGUGUGUACAGCUGCGAAGGCUGUAAGGGUUUCUUCAAGCGCACAGUCAGGAAGGACCUGAGCUAUACCUGCAGGGACAACAAGGAGUGUCUGGUCGAUAAACGACAGCGCAAUCGCUGCCAGUACUGCCGCUAUCAGAAGUGCCUGGCUAUGGGAAUGAAAAGAGAGGCUGUUCAGGACGAGCGUCAGAAGAAUAAGGAACGGGAUGGAGACUAUGAAUGCAGCAGUUCAGCCAAUGAGGAGAUGCCUGCGGAGAAGAUACUGGAGGCAGAGACAGCUGUAGAGCACAGAUCAGACUUGCACUCUGAUGCCACUGGUUCACCCAAUGAUCCAGUCACUAACAUUUGCCAGGCUGCAGACAAACAGCUGUACACUCUGGUGGAGUGGGCCAAAAGAAUCCCUCACUUCUCUGAGCUGCCCCUGGAUGACCAAGUCAUUCUGCUUAGGGCUGGAUGGAAUGAGCUCUUGAUCGCUGCCUUCUCUCAUCGCUCCAUCAGCGUGAAUGAUGAGAUUCUGUUGGCCACAGGUCUACAUGUGCCCAGAGACAGCACUCACAACUUGGGCGUGGAGGCCUUUUUUGACAGGGAAAGUGCACACAGUGCAGAGGUGGGAGCCUUAUUCGACAGGGUGCUGACUGAGCUGGUCUGUAAGAUGCGUGAUAUGCAAAUGGACAGAACUGAACUUGGUUGUCUGCGUGCCAUAGUUCUGUUUAACCCAGAUGCCAAAGGUCUGACUAGCAGCAGUGAGGUGGAGCUUCUCAGAGAGAAAGUGUACGCGUCCCUGGAGGCCUAUUGCAAACAAAAAUACCCAGAUCAGCAGGGGAGGUUUGCCAAGCUCCUCCUCCGACUUCCUGCAUUGCGUUCCAUUGGCCUUAAGUGUCUGGAGCACCUUUUCUUCUUUAAACUGAUUGGAGACACCCCCAUUGACACUUUCCUAAUGGAGAUGCUGGAGUCGCCCCACUAGCUGCGUCAGAGGAAGAAUGGGAGAUGGGGUUUUUCUACCCUAGGUCCUGGAGAUAACUGUGAUUGCACUUUUUCUUCCCAGGGGAAUUACAACAAUUGGUCAGCCUCUGGUCUGGGGUAUUUUUUAUUUUUAUUUUUUUAGUUCAGAUAUUACUUUUCUUUUUCUCUUGACUAUCUCUUAAGUGCACCAUAGAGUCUAGAGAC
Sinocyclocheilus grahami is the source of this 1793-nucleotide messenger RNA. RefSeq names its product retinoic acid receptor RXR-beta-B-like. Bases 322 to 1590 code for a protein of 422 amino acids. Gene Ontology annotation, molecular function: sequence-specific DNA binding; zinc ion binding; nuclear steroid receptor activity. The record is from RefSeq and is a predicted model, not a curated record. Gene Ontology annotation, biological process: regulation of DNA-templated transcription. The transcript has 11 exons. Gene Ontology annotation, cellular component: nucleus. Lineage: Eukaryota; Metazoa; Chordata; Actinopteri; Cypriniformes; Cyprinidae.